AUGGCCACGCGACCUAACUUCAAAGGUUCCAAUACCGGCAGAUACGCUAAGAACAGGAGGGAAGAAAGGAAUUACAAUGACUUCAGCGGAAAAAGACAGGAUGGCUUAUCCAAGGCGUCGAGUUUGCAGGCCAAAUUCCAGGCGGUGGAGAACAUUGACAGAAUCGACUCUGUUUUCGAGUUCAACAGGUAUGAGUCCGGUCCCAAGAAGAUAGGCUGGUUGGUGAACAUGCAUGCUACCACCGUCAAGAGCUCUGAAAGUGUCAGUGGUGUGUCUGGUGUUGAUUAUUACUUCCUUGAUGAAGAAGGAGGCAAUUUUAAGGCGACUGUGAAGUAUGACCCAUACUUCUUGCUGAUAUGCAAAGAGACCAUGUUUGCAGAGGCCGAAGAGUUCUUGAGAAAGAAACUGGAUACCUGUCUCAAGAAGAUCUCCAGAGUUGAGAAGGAAGACCUGUCUUUGCCGAAUCAUCUGAUUGGAUUGAACAGAACGCUUUUGAAACUGAGUUUUCACAGUGUAUCUGAUCUUUUGGAGGCACGGAGAAUCAUGAAUCCUAUUCUGGAUGCAAACAAAAAGGCCACUGAAACUAAAAGUGUAUACAGUCUGAGUGAGCUAUCUUACAACAAUAUUCUGAAGAGCAAUGGUGAUGACGACUACGAAGACCAAAAGGGACGACUCAUGGAUGCCUCGGAAGCCCUCGAAGAUAUACGCGAGUAUGAUGUUCCAUACCACGUGAGAGUAUCCAUAGAUAAGGACAUUAGGGUGGGUAAAUGGUAUAUUGUCGAGGCCACUGAUGGUGAAGUCAACUUGAUACCUGAUGACAAACGAAUAGCAUUUGCUGACCCGGUGGUGCUUGCUUUUGACAUAGAAACAACCAAGGCACCAUUGAAAUUUCCUGAUUCUUCGGUCGAUCAGAUCAUGAUGAUAUCUUAUAUGAUUGACGGCGAAGGGUUUCUGAUCACGAACAGAGAAAUCAUCAGUCAGGACAUUGAGGAUUUUGAGUAUACCCCAAAGCCUGAGUACCCAGGUCUGUUUGCCAUUUUCAACGAAAAAGAUGAGAAAGCGCUGAUAGAAAGGUUUUUUGAACACAUUAGAGAUGCAAAGCCCACUGUAAUUGCUACUUUCAACGGUGAUUUCUUUGAUUGGCCUUUUGUGGAAGCAAGAGCAGCCUAUCACGAUAUAGACAUGUUUGAGGAGAUUGGCUUUGCGAAGGACAGCGAAGGGGAAUACAAAUCGACUUACUGUGCUCACAUGGAUUGUUACAGGUGGGUUAAACGUGAUUCUUACCUACCUCAAGGUUCCCAGGGUUUGAAAGCUGUGACUACCGUCAAACUGGGAUAUAACCCGACAGAAUUGGAUCCUGAACUCAUGACUCCAUAUGCAAUCGAAAAGCCUCAGGUUCUUUCCGAAUAUUCGGUCUCGGAUGCAGUGGCUACUUAUUACUUGUAUUACAAGUAUGUGCACCCCUUCAUCUUUUCUCUGUGUACAAUUAUUCCGCUCAACCCAGACGAAGUGUUAAGAAAAGGUACGGGUACUCUUUGUGAGAUGUUGUUGAUGGUCCAGGCAUACCAGGGUGGUAUCCUACUGCCUAACAAGCAUACUGAUCCUCUCGAAAGGUUCUAUGAUGGUCAUUUGGUCGAGUCUGAGACAUAUGUCGGAGGGCAUGUUGAAUCACUGGAAGCAGGUGUUUUCAGAUCCGAUCUCGAAAACGAGUUUGAGGUUGAUCCCACAGCUAUUGAUGAAUUGCUGGGUGACUUGGAUGAAGCCUUGAAAUUUUGCAUUGAAGUCGAAGGUGGAAAGAAACUGAAAGAUGUCACAAACUUUGAUGAAGUCCGCGACAAAGUCAAAGAACAGCUGAUAGCAAUAAGAGACACCCCGAAGAGAAAGGAGAAUCCUCUGAUUUAUCACAUUGACGUUGCGUCUAUGUAUCCAAACAUCAUGACCACCAACCGUCUCCAGCCGGAUUCCAUGAAAGCAGAGAGUGACUGUGCUUCUUGUGACUUCAACAGACCAGGUAAAACGUGUGACAGAAGACUGCCUUGGUCAUGGAGAGGAGAAUUCUACCCUGCUCAAAUGAACGAGUAUGGCAUGAUCAAAAGAGCACUUCAGCACGAAGACUUCCCUCCAAAGUUUCCAAAUGGUCCAAGACGAAACUUCGAACAGCUGAGUUACACGGAUCAGGUUGGGCAUAUCAAGAAAAGAUUGUCCGAUUAUUCACGAAAAGUGUACCACAGAGUGAAACAAACAGAGACUAUUGAAAGAGAAGCAAUCAUCUGCCAACGUGAGAAUCCGUUCUACGUGAAUACAGUUCGUGAUUUUAGAGACAGAAGAUACGAGUUCAAGACGCUUGCAAAAGUCUGGAAAGGAAAGACUGCGCAGAUACCAAAAGACGAUAAGAAUGCCAUUGAUGAGGCGAAGAAAAUGGUGGUUCUGUAUGAUUCGUUGCAGCUCGCCCAUAAGGUCAUUUUGAACUCAUUCUACGGAUACGUCAUGAGAAAAGGGUCUCGUUGGUACUCCAUGGAAAUGGCUGGUAUUACAUGUUUAACUGGAGCCACGAUUAUCCAAAUGGCAAGAGCGUUGGUAGAGAGAUUGGGCAGACCUCUGGAACUGGACACCGAUGGUAUCUGGUGUAUUCUUCCUUCCAGUUUUCCUGAAAACUUCAACUUCGAGCUCAAGAACGGCAAGAAGAUUUUCAUGUCCUAUCCAGGAUCCAUGAUGAACUACAUUGUCCACCAGAAGUUUACGAACCACCAAUAUCAAGAGCUGAUAGAUCCAGUCAGACGCAAGUACGAAACCAAAUCUGACAACUCGAUUUUCUUUGAGGUGGAUGGUCCUUACAGAGCCAUGAUACUGCCCACCUCAAAGGAGGAAGGUAAGGGUUUGAAGAAAAGAUACGCUGUGUUCAACUUCGACGGUUCUCUGGCUGAGCUCAAAGGUUUUGAGCUGAAACGUCGUGGUGAAUUACAAUUGGUGAAGAACUUCCAGUCAGACAUCUUCAAGUUGUUCUUGGAUGGAACAACUUUGGAAGGGUGUUACGGAGCUGUUGCAAAUGUAGCUAACCGUUGGCUGGAUGUUCUUGAUACCAAAGGUAGCAUGCUUGAGGAUGAGGAUUUAAUUGAACUCAUUUGUGAAAACCGAAGCAUGAGCAAAACGCUAGCGGAAUAUGGAAAUCAGAAGUCCACGUCUAUCACCACUGCCAAAAGACUAGGUGAAUUCCUGGGUGAGGAAAUGGUCAAAGAUAAGGGUCUCGCGUGUAAGUACAUCAUUGCCCGUACACCUUUGGAUGCUCCUAUCACUGAAAGAGCCAUUCCAGUUGCUAUUUUCUCUGCUGAGCUUUCUCACAAGAGAAUGUUUCUGAGAAGAUGGCUAGUUGAUCCUACCCUCGAAGAUUUUGACCCUAGAUCCAUCAUUGACUGGGGAUACUACAAAGAAAGACUGGCUUCUGUGGUUCAAAAGAUCAUCACCAUUCCAGCUGCCUUGCAAGAUAUAAGCAACCCAGUCCCAAGGGUCCCUCAUCCAGACUGGUUGCAAAGGCGUAUUGCAGAUAAAGAGAACACUUUGAAGCAGAAGAGCAUCUCGAACUUCUUCGCCAAAACAGGAAAGGGAGAAGCUAUGGCGGAUGUCACCAACACCAUUAAGGAUCUGGAAGAUUAUGGAACCAACGGAGAUGCUAAACCAAGGUUUGGUAAGGUUACUUCCAAAAAGAGAAGAGCACAGUUGAGAGAGGCCGAAGCCAAGUCAGAAGCUGAAGCUGCCAAAGGACUAAUCAGUACCACCAAGUGUCCUUCUCCAGAUGAAGAUUAUGUUGGUUUCUUAAUGUACCAGAAACUCAAAUGGAAGGUUCAAGAAACAAACAAAGCAAGAAGAAGAGAGCUAUUUGGAAACACCGAGUCCACUGGUGGUAGGUCUUCUCUAAACUCCAUGAUGAGAGACCGAGUCGCCAACAUUGCUGGCUCCACAUGGCAGAUCCUAGAAUACAGAGUCGAUCCAGAUCAUUUAGGCAAUCUGAUUGCUAGUGUCCUUAUUGACGACAAGGUGCAAACUUUGACCUUCAAGAUCCCCAAAAAAGUUUAUCUGGGCUACAAGUCUGACAAAGUUCCGGAGAUCGAUAUUGCUAACUGCGAAUUUGAAAAGUCUACGGCAGUAGCACCCAGUGGGACGAAGUCAGGUAACAUCUACAAGCUUUCUAUGCCUGAGGAUACUUAUAAGCAGGAGAUGGAGAAAUGUGACGGGGCUCUUCAAUCUCCUGAUAUUGACUCCAUCUAUGAAUCUCAGAUCCAAUCCGUUGAACGUGCUAUCAUGGACCUCGGAGCAUGCGUUGAAUUUAGUGACAAUGCCCUUGGUGCCUUGGGAAAAGGUAUGCAUCGCGGCUUCGAAAAAAAAUCAUUGGUCAUGAAGCCUUCAGAGCACUAUCUCUCGAACUUUUCCAUGGAUAUUUUGUAUCUGUUGCACAUUGUGUCGAAUCAGUAUGAGAUCUUUGCACUGUUCAACUCUUGGGAUGCCACUGCUGAGUUUUUUGUUCUGAAGCCAUCAUCUAGUGCUCAGGAACUGCCUGCGAACAUAUCCAAACUCUAUAAGGAGCUCUAUGAAUCCAAAUUCAAAACCAUUGACUCAUUACGAGGAAUAUUGGAAUAUCCAAGUGAGAUCAACUUUGAGACCCACUAUUUUGGAGAUAUCACGAAGCUUUAUCGUAAGCUUUCGAUUCAGUGCAACAAGAUCCACGAUUCUAGAACAUCCAAGCCACUGCUUGCUAUCCAGUCGCCAAAUUCGAGCAAAAUAUUGAAAACUGUGAGAGGAUUAUCGGUAUUGCCCAAGGUUCACAUCACCAUCGGCGAGAUUCAAGUUUCUUCUCUGAACUGGCAAAACUUGAUCACCAAGAGGAUUUUGAAUCACUUUCUGUCUUUAUCUCAAUGGAUUAAGAGACUGGUUUCACUCUCGAAAUACGGAAACAUUCCUCUAUGCAAUCUGAAGGUUGAUAAUAUUGGUUAUCUCAUCGAUAUCGAGUACGCUCGUCGUCUCAGCAAAUCUGGAAUAAUCUUGUGGUGGUCGCCUACUCCUCUUCCAGACCAUGGGGGUAUAGAAAAACAAUCCAGUUCUCCAGAGCUUGAAGAGUCUUUCCAACUUCCUUCUAUCAACAGGCCUGAUGUUUAUGAGUCUGUUUCUCUGGAGCUGGAGCUCAAAAACUUGACUAUUAACACAAUUUUGACCUCUUCGUUGAUCAACGAAGCCGAAGGUACUACUGUUGUGGAUUCUGAAGGAACGACUCAGGGUGGCAGUUUGGGACAAUUGUCUGAAGGAAGCACUUUUGCGGAAGACUCAUUCUUCGGACCAGCUCUUAUAGUGCUGAGGUCAAUGGUGAAAUCAUGGUGGGAUGAUGCGAUGAAAAACAGUUCUGAUGCAGAAUCAAUGAUCCACAGUCUUGUAUCGUGGAUAUUGAAGCCAAUGUCGUUUCUCUACGAUCCGGCUUUAAAUUACCAUAUUCACAACUUGACCAAGAAAUCUCUAUUGCAAUUACUUGCAGAGUUCAAGCGGAUGGGGGCUUCCAUUGUAUCAGCAAGUCGCAACAAGAUCAUCCUCAAGACCUCCAAGCUGUCUGUCGAGAAUUCUUAUGCGUAUGGAAAUUAUCUGGUGAACACAGCAAGGUCAAAGCCGUUGUUCAACUUUUUGGAGCUCAAUGUGGUGAGGUAUUGGGACAUUUUGAUGUGGAUGGACGAGUACAAUUACUCUGGUCGUUAUUGUGUCACCUUCGAAGGAGACUCAGAGCCUCCACUGGAAUCGGUAUCGCACUGGCAAAUAAAGUCGUUUCUGCCUCCAGUGUUCCAACCCGAAUUUGAAGACUGGGCGAUUAUCUUCUUGGACUCGCUCAUAAAACACAGAGCACAGACCAUGAAGGAUUCACAGAAUGGAACCCAAAGAGUUUCUCAGAUCAGCAAAGUUCUGAAACUCAAUGGCAAGCCUGUGACUGGCGAUCUAGAUAAGGACGAGAUCUUAGGAGGUGUCUGUGAACUAUUCAGAAAACCUCUUGAAAAACGUAUUCAAACCUUGAUCAAAUUGCAAACCACCUCUUUACUGGAUGCAUCUGCUAGUAUUGACUAUGAAUUCCCCAAUUUGCCUGGUUCACAUCUGAAAUUUUCAAAUGCUGCUUUGGAGCUAGUGAAGUCUCUGUGUCACAUAUUAUCGCUUGAUAAGGAUAAAAUCAUGGAAACUAGGAUGCUGAGAAGAGAUCUUCUCAAGUAUUUCGAUGUUAAGGAGUUCAGUGAAGAGGCCAACUUCAGAUAUCCAGCUUCCUCUCUCUACAUUCCCCAAGUUUGUUGUGAAUACUGCAACCAUAUCAGAGAUAUCGAUAUGUGCAGAGACGAUGAGGAGAUCAUCUGGAGUUGUGAAAGCUGUGGUAAACCCUUCAACAAAGUGUCGAUUGAAGAGAAAUUGAUCCAGGAGCUGUUGAAACUUUUCACCACCUAUUUCUACCAGGAUUUGAAAUGUGACAAGUGUGGAAGGAUCAAGCAGAACGAACUGGCUGCUAAUUGUGCAUGCUCAGGAAGAUGGCAGGAGACCAAGAGUCUUAGCGAAUUGCAGAAGAGAAUCAAGGUGUACACGAGCGUUUCAAAGGCUUAUGACUUGAGUCUGUUGAGAGCAGCGAUCGAAGAAGCAGCAUAG
Kuraishia capsulata CBS 1993 is the source of this 6654-nucleotide messenger RNA. RefSeq lists its product as uncharacterized. NCBI's taxonomy places the organism in Eukaryota, Fungi, Ascomycota, Pichiomycetes, Pichiales, Pichiaceae. The transcript has a single exon. The record is from RefSeq and is a predicted model, not a curated record. The coding region runs from base 1 to 6654 and encodes 2217 amino acids. Gene Ontology annotation, molecular function: DNA-directed DNA polymerase activity; single-stranded DNA 3'-5' DNA exonuclease activity; nucleotide binding. Gene Ontology annotation, cellular component: epsilon DNA polymerase complex; nucleus. Gene Ontology annotation, biological process: leading strand elongation; nucleotide-excision repair, DNA gap filling; mitotic cell cycle.